Messenger RNA from Panicum virgatum (switchgrass), 1134 nucleotides. RefSeq lists its product as uncharacterized. NCBI's taxonomy places the organism in Eukaryota, Viridiplantae, Streptophyta, Magnoliopsida, Poales, Poaceae. The transcript is spliced from 5 exons. The record is from RefSeq and is a predicted model, not a curated record. Gene Ontology annotation, molecular function: protein dimerization activity. Bases 1 to 1134 code for a protein of 377 amino acids.
AUGAUUGCCGGAGAUUGCAACAAGGGUCAAGGUGGGAAUGAUGCAUUUGUAAUAGAUGGAUGGGAUGGGUAUAACAAAUCUGAUAGGCUUAGAGAUCAUGUAGGCAGCAAAUGUAAUAGUUUUCAUAACACGACUGUGAAAAGAUGUGACAAUUUAUUGAAGCCCGGCCAGUCAAUUGGUGAAGCCAUAAACAAGCAGAGUAAUAUCACUAAAGAGAACCAUUUGAUUCGAUUGAAGACAUCCAUUAAAGCUGUCCGAUACUUGUUGCAUCAAGGCUUAGCUUUUCGUGGCCAUGAUGAAACAGAGGAAUCUCCAAAUAAGGGAAACUUUCGAGAGUUAGUACAACUUUUGGCUGAGGAAAAUGACAAAGAACAAAUGGCAGUUGUCUUAUGGUAUGUUGACAAACUUGGGGUAAUAAAGGAGAGACUUAUUGCUGUUGUUCAUGUGCAAGAGACAUCAGCUUCAUGUCUGAAAUCGAACAUUGAUAAUUUAUUUGCUAAGUAUGGCUUGAGCAUAAAACAAAUUAGAGGACAAAGUUAUGAUGGGGCCAGCAACAUGAGAGCGAAAGAUAAAGAUAUUUUGGAGGCCAUGUUGGAGGUGAAGUUAACCAAGCAGAAAUUUCAGCAAAUUAGAGAUGAUGGUUGGGAUUCUUUGUUGCAGGAUAUUGCUGCUUUCAAUCCCAAGAAUUCUUUUGAGGCUUUCAAAUUUGAGAGUUUAAUGGAGUUGGCUAAGUCAUAUCCUGAUGAUUUUGAUUCAACACAACUAAGGGAUCUUGGUCGUGAGCUUAAUAUUUAUAUUGACAAUGUGAAAGCUGAUGAAAGAUUUGCCAACUUGAACACUAUUUCUGAGCUUGCUAAGUUGAUGGUGGGUACAAACAAGCAUCUGAAUUUUCCUUUGGUGUAUCGACUUCUCAAGCUAGUACUAGUUCUUCCAGUUGCAACUGCAUCAGUUGAGAGGUGCUUUUCAGCAAUGAAAAUUGUGAAGACAAUACUACGGAAUCGUAUUGGAGAUGGAUUCUUGAAUGAUUGUAUCGUAUGUUUCGUGGAACAAGAAUUUCUAGCCACAAUUCCAAUUGAUGAUGUGAUCACUCGCUUUCACAAGAUGGAGGACCGUAACCACAGAGGGAACCUAUAG